CGGACAGACACCUCCGCGGUCUGUGCGUGUGUGGAACCCAGCGGGGUCGAGUCUAGUCCGCCUCUCUCAUGACGGAGGAGGGCUGACCAUAGCACCACCAGCAACCGGAACAGCAGGCAGCGGGGCAGCGGUCAGUGAGGCACCCGCGGACCGAUAAUAGUAGCGGGGCAUACGGACGAGGACACACUGCUGCACGGAGCUUUGUCUACGGAGGGGGAAUUUUCAAGUGGCGCCUGUCUGGAGCUUCACAAGCCGGGAAUAGACACACAGAUCCGGGUUCACACGGAAUAUUCCACGGACCAGCGCUGUCUGAAGCCAUUCUCCUCAUCAUUAUUGCGGUGACACAGGAGGAGGAAGAGGAGGAGGUGGGAGACAAAGUGGAACUAAAUGAAGACUUUGUGAACAUGUGCAGAGGAAGGGCUCGUCCUUUCGCUGCAGAGACUUCCACAGAUGCUUUGGCCCAGAGAAAGAUGGAAACCAACGCGGAAAACUCGAGCCAAUCCUGCAGCACGACUCCUAUCGAGUGAGCCAAUCGGGACCUUACCCAAGUAUACUCCACGUACUGCUGACAUCUGACCCCAAAAACAAUAACCUGCCACCAUGACCUCGGAGCUGGAAAGUAGUCUUACCUCCAUGGACUGGUUGCCCCAGCUUAGUAUGAGGGCUGCAAUUCAAAAGACUGAUUCUGGACAUCACUAUCACCAUCAUGGGCACCACCUGCAUGGGCCGCAUCACCUCAUAGGGCAUCAGCAUCAUGGGACGGGGUCAAAGAAAAUCACACACCUGGAUCAGAAUACCACACUUGACCAGGAGGAGGCGGCACAGCACAGAGACGGGAAACCGCCCUACAGCUACGCCAGUCUGAUAACGUUUGCCAUCAAUGGGUCACCACGGAAACGCAUGACCCUGAGUGAAAUUUACCAGUGGAUCUGUGAUAACUUCCCCUACUACAGAGAGGCGGGCAGUGGCUGGAAGAACUCCAUUCGGCACAACCUGUCCUUGAACAAGUGUUUCCUCAAAGUUCCUCGCUCCAAAGACGACCCCGGAAAAGGUUCAUAUUGGGCCAUAGACACCAAUCCCAAAGAGGACUCAGUGCCCAGCCGACCCAAGAAGAGGCCUCGUUCUGGAGAGAGGGCAUCAACUCCGUAUAGCCUGGAGUCUGAGUCCUUGAGGAUGGACUGCAUCAUGUCUGGAGGAGCGUCCCCUACACUGGGCAUCAACUCUGUCACUAACAAGGUGGCACUGUACAAUCCUGAGCCAGAGGGCAGCCACAGUCCUGGGAGUUUGGGAGGCAGCCUCAGUAACAGCCUAUCGGAGCAGAGCAUGUCUUCUGUCACAAUCAACAACAUGAACAACAUAAAUAACCUAAAUAAUCUGAACAGCAUGUCCACAGCAGGAGGCAGUGGGACCAGCGCACACGGCUACACUCCGGUGAGCAGCCACUCGGACCCCCCUCAGCCCCCUCCCCCUGUGCCCCAGUCCCAGUACGGUAUCCCUGGUCUGCCUGUCCCAGACGCGGCCAGGGACAAGGCGCUCUGCUUCUCUGAUUUUGAGGACCUCAGCGCCUCUUUCCGCAGCCUCUACAAGUGUGUGUUUGAGCAAUCCUUCUCUCAACAAGGUUUGAUGGGUCUCCCCUCAGACUCAGGCCCUCAAUCCAGGACAUCCUGCUCAUACCAGCCCUCCCCUCUCCAGAUAACCACUGUCCCACCCUCCCAUCACCAUCAGCAGCACCUCCAGCCUCAUCCACAACACCCACAGCACCCACAGCCGCUGUCCCAUCAGAGUCACAGCACACAGCCCUGCUCCAGCACAGGGCUCUCCUCAGACUGGUAUCCAAACCUGGACUGGCUUAAAGAGAGCUGCCGCAUCGCCACCAGCUACAACUGGGCUGAUGUGGACCUGUCGCCUUUUCAAGGUCUAAAGGAGAGCAUGCGUCAGGCCGAGCUGAAUAACUGGACUUUAGAUGCAGCACAGAUGGCCGACUUAUGUUCGUCCAUAAACCAGUUCUUCGCAGCGACCGGAGUGAUCCCUCCGCAGAGCGGCUCCCACCCUCCUCACACUCCUCACCCAUCUCACCCGUCUCACCCAUCUCAGAGUGGAGCGUCUCAGGCACAGCAGCAGCACAGCGGGGGAGGCAUGCACCAGAAGAGCAGCCAGCACAACCAGCAUGGACAACACAACCAACACAUCAGCACAGGGAGUUUGUACAUGGACUCCAGACAGAACAUGUCUCUGAUGGGGCCCCCUGGAUACUCCCACCUGCCCCCCAUCAACAGCACCGCCCCCAGUCUGACAGGCCACCACAGUCAGCUGACCCAGCCACAGCCUCACUCUCUGGGCCCCGGACACUUCCAGGUGAGACGCAUGCUCACCACUGAUGACAUCCAGGACGAUUUCGACUGGGACUCUAUUGUCUAAACAACACACAACUUUAACAAAAACAUGGCAAAUACUGAAGAAUUGUUCAAGCUACAUGUGAUUCCGGGGACCUGUUCCUACCACAUGGAUACUGAAGACAAUCCGUGUGAAACAAUGGGAUUUCAGUUUGAAGACAAUCAUUUUGGAGAGAAUACAAACUCGAAGUGUAAAAAUAUUGUCCAAAGCGCUAUGGAUUGUGGAUGUUGCGUCGCCGUUGACAACAGGGUUAACCUCCGCCAAGGUGUUGUCUAAACAUAUGUGAAGUUCUCAUGCUCUUUUCAGACCCCUAAAAGUAUUUUUGCAGAAGGAAUGCCUGAGCAGGUUAAAGUGCCAUCUAAAGUUCACCAUUAAGGGAUCCAAGAAAUCUUUACAACCUGAUGUUUUCUUUUGCUGUCCUGUUUUCAGGAUCUUAGUCUCUAUAUUGCAAUGGUACAGUUUUCUUAAUACACAUCCAGGAUUCACCCCAAUACAGUUUUUUAUACUUUAACUGAUAAUAUUGCAAAUAAUAUGAAACAUUCCGUUUUAGUUAUUUUAACACAGACAAACAAACUAGAAUUGAACCCCAAUGCAAAAUGGAUAAAAGUCGUACUGCAAAUGAAAUUGAGAUGAUAAAUUAUUAUUAUGAUUAUUAUUAUUAUUAUACAUUUUUUUAUAUAAACAGGGCAUAGCUGCAAAAAUGCUAAAACUUGCAUUGCUCUAUUCUAUUGACAAGGUUAAUUUGAGCAAACCCAACAGGACCACCUGAACACUUAUUUCACCUGUACUCAUUUUCUCCCCUACAAAGCCUAGACUAGUGAAUGGCUCCACCUACUGAACCAUAAAGGUACUGCAGUGGUUCCUCUAAUAUUUUUGUUUUCUGUCGAUGUUCAAGGUCACAUUGGAGCCUAAUCACAAGCUGCUUCAGUUGUUUGUUUAUCACAUCCAUAUUUUCAAUAAUCUGGCACAACUCUAAACUACAUAUUUGUUAGUCUAAUUGUAAUCAUAGUUACAACAAGUAAUUGUUCAUAGUUACACACAUUUUUGUGUUUGAGCUGGUUGUCUAUAACAAAACCAUCUUUCAUGAGAGGAUUUCCAAUAUAGUUUUAUGAUAUAUUUCAAUCUGUAAAUAAAACAAAUGAAACUAAUUUCACUUUUACUUAAAAUCUUGACUAACGUCCAACUAAUUGAACAAAUCUAUUAAUUUUAUAUAUUCAAACAGUAUUUAUUCAAAAUCAUGAAAGUGUAGAAGAGUGUAGAAAGGCAUAAUUUAUUCCUAAUACUCCUGUGAACUCACUCAAUGUCUUCAUUGUCCAUAAUCACAAAUCACGAAUAAUUGACUAAACAAGUACCGGUAGAUUGUUAUAGACGAUUUAAAUUAUUACAUUUUUGUGAAUCCGGAUUACUCUUUGACUUCUGUACUAUUGCAUUAUAAGGCCUUCAUUUAUCCUUCAGUAAUAAUCUAUAUUUUAACAUUAGUCCAGCCAUAUUCAUACUACAACACUGUGUUUACAAGUAUUUUUACGGUGCUGUUUAAGACUUUUAUGUCAGUCAUUUCAGUCCCUCAUUUAUAAGCUAACAGAUACAGAAUAUUAUGGAAUAAGCUUCUCAGUCACAUUUAGAUCACACUUUAUGAUAUUUUAAAUUAGUUUUUGGGUUGCUACCGGCUGCAGUGGGAUCUGUAUGUCCUCGUUUGGAUAAAAGAAAAGCAAUUUUUGCACAGUUCAUUAGCAAAAAGAAAAAAAAUGGGCGCUUAACUUCAUGUUUCUAAGGACUUUAAGCAAAAUGGCGUUGGAAAUGUUCUAAGACUUUUUACUGUGACUUUUACUUUAACUCGUGCAGUGUGUAUAGUCCUAUCUGGUUUCAUUUAGCACACAAUUCUAAAAAAUACCCACGUGGAUCUUUGUAUUAAACGGGUACAAAUUGAAGGUGCUUGUUGGGACAGUAAAGUGCAUAUGACAGGUUUUCAUGUUUUUCAAAUGGGUUUGGUGGGAUAGCACAUGUGGUAAAUAUUUAUCAUAGCUUUACACCAUUUAAGAGGCAGCUUGUGAAAAAAAAAAAUAAUACAGGACGUAGUGCUGAGUUGUAAAACCUAUAUCAUCAACAUACAAUACUGAAAUCCCUGGAUAAUUUACACACAAGGAAGGCUUUUUUUUUUUUUUUUUGGCAGUUUAAACCUUCAUUUAACAAAAUAAAGUUGUUGUCAUUUAUUUUUAUUAGUCUAAUCAUAACUACUGUGCAAUUUAGAUAAGUCUUGGUCCUUGUUAUCAUGGUUGCUUAGGUAACAGUUAUGGUCAAACCAGGAAGUAAAAUUAUAAACUUCACAGAAAUGUUUAAACUAGAAAAGAGUUGGCAAGAUUUUUUCUAAAGUCUUAAAUAUAAUGUUUUAGUAUGUUUUUGUGAAAAUUAAAGUCAUCUAACCUGUCAUAUGCACUUUAAUAAUAAUAAUUAAAAAAAAUAAUCAUGGUAUUGCCGUUCAAUGCUGUCCACCAAUGAGCAGCAACAGUACGUAUAUAUCUUGUAUGUCAGUGCGUGUUGUCCAUGUAAAUAAGUAUGUGCUCCUCUGUUGCCAUUGAAAAAGCCCAUGCAGGAGAAAGUAUUUUGUUAUUGGGAGCGUGUACAUACAUACUUCAGUGGAUUGUAAAUAGGCAGUGUGUGUCCUGAGUAUUCUGUGUUUGGAGGUAAAUGUCUGUUCAGUGUUUUCAGUAUUAAAAUGUCAUGGAGCAUUUUUACUGC
Messenger RNA from Periophthalmus magnuspinnatus, 5130 nucleotides. RefSeq names its product forkhead box protein J3-like. Gene Ontology annotation, molecular function: DNA-binding transcription factor activity, RNA polymerase II-specific; RNA polymerase II cis-regulatory region sequence-specific DNA binding. The transcript is spliced from 14 exons. Gene Ontology annotation, cellular component: nucleus. Gene Ontology annotation, biological process: regulation of transcription by RNA polymerase II. Lineage: Eukaryota; Metazoa; Chordata; Actinopteri; Gobiiformes; Gobiidae. The record is from RefSeq and is a predicted model, not a curated record. Bases 601 to 2418 code for a protein of 605 amino acids.